AUGCAUCGAGUUGAGCCAAUCAACUCUCCCAUCUGCGGUCUGUUGCACACGCAUGCAAAUCAGCUCAAUGUAGAAUGGGUGGCUCCAGAUUCCCUCCACGCCACACCAUUUGGUUACGAUAUCGUGCCCGAUAGGGUACUUGCAAGUGGGGAUACUUCUCUUCGACUUGGCAUCAUUACCUACGUAACUAUCCCUGUUGCCCACACCAAUCAUGAUGUUCUGCUGACGAGCACAAUCGACAGCAUUCGACCCACCAUGGAGUAUGAUGGGCGCGUCUACGUAGGUGAGGGCUCUGGUCUCUCGCGCAGCUAA
Echinococcus granulosus is the source of this 312-nucleotide messenger RNA. RefSeq lists its product as hypothetical. The transcript has 3 exons. Lineage: Eukaryota; Metazoa; Platyhelminthes; Cestoda; Cyclophyllidea; Taeniidae. The record is from RefSeq and is a predicted model, not a curated record. Bases 1 to 312 code for a protein of 103 amino acids.